Messenger RNA from Monosiga brevicollis MX1, 1245 nucleotides. RefSeq lists its product as uncharacterized. The transcript is spliced from 8 exons. The coding region runs from base 1 to 1245 and encodes 414 amino acids. Lineage: Eukaryota; Choanoflagellata; Craspedida; Salpingoecidae. The record is from RefSeq and is a predicted model, not a curated record. Gene Ontology annotation, cellular component: nucleus.
AUGCACAUGCUUAACACAAGCCCCGAACCAAGGUCACCGCACGCCCACGUCGUGCCAAGACCGUAUGAGAUAGUGUACUGGAUAUCACACUUUGUAAGAGCUCUCUCUGUGUGUGUGUGUGCCUCUCUCUGUCUCUGUCUCUCUCUCUGUCUCUCUGUCUCUCUCUGUCUCUCUCUCUGUGUCUUUGCUUCUCUCUUCUCUGGCUGUGAAUCAAAGUUGUCAAAGUUGUCAAAAGAGUCUGGGGUGAAUGUCGCGCAAACGCGUCUCUGUUUGUUGGGAGUGAAUUGCAUUCGGAGCUUCGAGCUGAGACGAGGCAGACUACACAAAACCAACGGCGUCAUGGCGACCCUGAACGGCGGCGAGGAGUUCACCUGGCUCAACUUCUUUCUCAAUGCUGGCAUUCCUGAGGCGCAUGCCCUGAGCUAUUCGGAUGUGUUUGAGGAUAAUCGCAUCACGCCGGCCAUGAUUGAUGAGCUCAGCCGCGAGAUCCUUCAGGAACUUGGUGUGGCCAUCAUGGGCGAUGUCAUUGCCAUCCAGAAAUAUGCCAAGGAGUAUAGCGAGGCCCGCAACCCUCCCAAGGACUCGGUGGAUGUUAAUCAAUUCAUCGCGCUGCAGCAAGAAUACCAGCAGCUGCAACAGACAACUGAAAUGCAGCUGAGCAAAUCGCGCGAUCGCGAGAACAAACUUUUGGCAGAACUGAAACGUGCGCGCUCAGAUAUUCAAAAGCUGCGCGAACAGCUGGGGUCACGCAAAUCUAGCGGCUUGUCGGCGCCAUCUGCUCCAACCUCCGUCUCCAUUGCCCUGAGCGAGCUGAACAAGGUGACGGGCGAUGGCACCAAGACCAUCACGGCUGAGGCGCGCAAGCGCUCCCUCGCAAACUCCAAUCAAAGCAGUCGCAAGUCCACUUCCAAACCCACCAUCGUUCGCAGCUCCUCCGUGGCAACGGCCAGUCCCAUUAUUGUCGCAUCGGCCAACCCGGCGCCCAAAAAAUCCAAGAGCAGCAUCUUUGACCGCAUCUCCGGGUCUGAGGCCGGCAAAACUGCUUCUGAAAGCAAGAACAAAGGACAAACAGCCCCAAAAGCUAAAAAGUGGGUACCUGGUCUGUGCGCUCAUGAGCCACGCUUAUUGAUGGCAUGUUCACAUGUGGUUGGAUUGCAUGGCUUGACCAUCAACAUGAUCGACUCUGACAUGACGCAUGCACCCGUGGCCCCUGUAGGAGCGAGCCUCAGAUUGUGCGUACUCUGA